CCUUUCCUUUCAGUCUCAGCUUCUUCAAUUUCCUCGGUAAUGGUUCCUACUCAGUGACACUUUCUAGGGUUUCAGUGUUCUAUCGAAUCUCUCUGCCCCUUCCACAAUCCCACAAUGUCCAACUUCUCCAAUCAGAUCAGAGCGUCUACGUCUCUCGUCAGACGCCUCAAACGUAGUAUCGGCGCUGCUACGCAGGCGAGAUCUUUCACCACCACUGAAGGUCACCGUCCCACCAUCGUGCACAAGCGCAGCCUUGAUAUCCUUCAUGAUCCUUGGUUCAACAAGGGAACGGCAUUUUCCGUGACGGAACGAGAUCGGCUCGAUCUUCGCGGUCUUCUUCCUCCUAACGUUAUGUCCGCCGACCAGCAGAUUGAACGUUUUAUGGUUGAUUUGAAGAGGCUUCAAGUACAAGUAAGAGAUGGACCAUCUGACCCAUAUGCUUUGGCUAAGUGGCGGAUUCUCAACCGGUUACAUGAUAGAAAUGAAACAAUGUACUAUAAGGUGUUGCUUGCCAAUAUUGAGGAAUAUGCACCUGUAGUGUAUACGCCAACAGUAGGACUUGUUUGCCAAAAUUACAGUGGUUUAUUUAGGAGGCCUCGUGGAAUGUACUUCAGUGCAGAAGAUCGUGGAGAAAUGAUGUCCAUGGUGUACAACUGGCCAGCUGAUCAGGUAGAUAUGAUUGUUGUCACGGAUGGAAGCCGAAUAUUGGGUCUUGGAGAUCUUGGUGUGCAGGGAAUUGGAAUAACAAUUGGAAAGCUGGAUUUAUAUGUUGCUGCUGCUGGGAUAAAUCCUCAAAGGGUACUUCCUGUCAUGAUUGAUGUUGGAACCAACAAUGAGAAGCUGCUCAAAGACCCCUUGUAUUUGGGACUCCAACAACAACGUCUUGAAGGUGAUGAGUAUCUUUCAGUGAUUGAUGAAUUCAUGGAGGCUGUGUUUACUCGUUGGCCACAUGUGAUUGUCCAGUUUGAAGAUUUCCAGAGCAAGUGGGCCUUUAAGCUGUUGCAGCGGUAUAGAAAUACAUAUAGAAUGUUUAAUGAUGAUGUUCAGGGUACUGCUGGUGUUGCAAUUGCUGGUCUUCUUGGAGCUGUAAGGGCACAAGGAAGACCAAUGAUUGACUUUCCAAAACAAAAGAUUGUUGUUGCUGGUGCUGGGAGUGCAGGAAUUGGGGUUCUAAAUGCUGCAAGGAAAACAAUGGCAAGGAUGUUGGGAGAUACUGAAACUGCUUUUGAUAGUGCAACAAGGCAAUUCUGGGUGGUUGAUGCCAAGGGUCUAAUCACAGAGGCACGUGAAGAUAUUGAUCUAGAUGCCCUGCCCUUUGCAAGGAAACUCAAAGAAGUUGAUCGUCAAGGAUUGCAUGAAGGCGCAAGUCUUGUGGAAGUGGUGGAGCAAGUGAAGCCUGACGUGCUUCUUGGAUUAUCUGCAGUUGGAGGGUUAUUCUCCAAGGAGGUAUUAGAGGCACUUAAACAUUCGACUUCAACCAGACCAGCUAUCUUUGCAAUGUCAAACCCAACAAAAAAUGCUGAGUGCACCCCAGAAGAAGCAUUCUCGAUUAUUGGUGAAAACAUUAUAUUUGCCAGUGGAAGUCCAUUCAAAGAUGUUGAUCUUGGAAAUGGUGAUGUUGGACAUAGUAACCAGGGAAACAACAUGUAUCUCUUUCCAGGAAUCGGACUUGGUACCCUCCUAUCAGGCUCUAGGAUCAUUUCUGAUGGCAUGCUACAGGCUGCAGCAGAAUGCCUGGCUUCAUAUAUGACUGAAGAGGAGGUUCUAAAGGGCAUCGUAUACCCUCCAAUAUCCAAGAUACGAGACAUUACAAAGGAGGUAGCUGCAGCUAUUGUGAAGGAAGCUAUAGAAGAGGAUCUUGCCGAAGGAUACAGGGAAGUGGAUGCUCGAGAGCUUAAGAAACUCAGCCAGAGCCAGGAGGAGCUUCUAAACUAUGUGCAGAAUAACAUGUGGGUUCCAGAAUACCCAACUGUAGUUUACAAGGAGGACUAACUCCACCCAGACGUUCCACCAAUCCUGAAAGCCCCAUGCCGAAGCCAUGAUUUUUAAAAGUGCAUGGUAGUAUUGGUUGUUCAUAACUUCAUAUGGUUGGUUUGUUUGGUUGGCUGGUUGGUUGGUUGGUUGGCUGGUUCGUUGGUUGUUUCUGUUUGUUUGUUUGUUUGUAUCGUUUUUUUUUUUUUUUUCUUUGCCAUGGUUUAUUUUUUUUGAAUGGGUUACAUUUCGGGGAGGGGGGAUUUGAACCCCAGCCCAUUGGGUUGGGGGGCAUCUUACUAUAAGGUUUAUAACCAUAGACUGCGAAAACCUAGGUGCUUUUUGCCAUGGUUUAUGAAAAUGAGAUCUCAAUAAAUUAACAGUAUCAUUCAGUGAGAUUAUUGAUAACUGCCAGUGCCAUGGGACUCCACGGCUGUAGUACUUUUCAAUUUUAAUUUUUAAUACAGUAUUAAAGUUUUU
Messenger RNA from Rubroshorea leprosula, 2451 nucleotides. Lineage: Eukaryota; Viridiplantae; Streptophyta; Magnoliopsida; Malvales; Dipterocarpaceae. The record is from the annotation of a GenBank genome assembly.